Messenger RNA from Aspergillus chevalieri, 693 nucleotides. Its product is annotated as sugar O-acetyltransferase. Bases 1 to 693 code for a protein of 230 amino acids. The transcript is spliced from 3 exons. The record is from RefSeq and is a predicted model, not a curated record. Lineage: Eukaryota; Fungi; Ascomycota; Eurotiomycetes; Eurotiales; Aspergillaceae. Gene Ontology annotation, molecular function: acetyltransferase activity.
AUGCGACUCGACAUUAACGAGGAAGAAAACCUCGCGCGGAUGCGGCGUGGCGAGCUCUAUUACGCCUUUACUCCGCAGCUCGUGGCCGCCCGGAAACGAUGCGCACGGGUGGUCAGCCGAUUCAAUAGUGCAGGGGAGCUGAGCCGACGAGAAGUUGCAGAGUACUGGAAAGAAAUAACAAAUGACGACAAACCACUCCCACCACCAGCAUCCGCAACCGCAACCGAUACCGAUGAAGACGCCACCCUGCACGCCUAUCCCUGGAUAGAACGACCCAUUAACAUCGACUACGGCACAAACAUCACCGUCGGAAGCGGGGUUUUUAUAAAUUUCAAUAGCACAUUCGUCGACACCUGCCAGGUGUCCAUAGGAUCCCGAACCCUGGUCGGCCCGAACGUCUCGUUUUUCAGUGGCACGCACCCCCUGGAUCCAGACCUGCGCAAUGGCACCAAUGGGCCCGAGAUGGGCGCGUGUGUUACCGUCGGCGAGGACUGCUGGAUUGCCGGGGGUGUGAUUAUUUUGCCAGGGGUGGUGAUUGGGGAUGGGUGUACUAUUGGUGCCGGGAGUGUGGUUACGAAGGAUGUUCCAGCAUAUCACGUAGCGGCAGGUAACCCUGCACGGAUUCUUCGGAAAGUGGAGCGCAAAUACAAAGCAGAACAGGAGAAUCGUCAGAUCGAGAGUCAGCAGCAAUAA